This is a messenger RNA of Dufourea novaeangliae, 1563 nucleotides long. Its product is annotated as gamma-glutamyltranspeptidase 1-like. Lineage: Eukaryota; Metazoa; Arthropoda; Insecta; Hymenoptera; Halictidae. Bases 1 to 1500 code for a protein of 499 amino acids. Gene Ontology annotation, cellular component: plasma membrane. The transcript has 9 exons. Gene Ontology annotation, biological process: glutathione catabolic process. The record is from RefSeq and is a predicted model, not a curated record. Gene Ontology annotation, molecular function: glutathione gamma-glutamate hydrolase.
AUGCGGUACAAUAAUUCUCGUCCCACUGAAGAAUGUCCUUUGACAAAGACUAGAAGUUAUAAAUAUAAGUUAAGUAUAUACUGUGGAGAUGGUUUGAAAUUUAUUAUAAGCUGCUUUGCUAUAUUGACCAUUUCUAUUACAACAACAUUAUUUUUGCAAAUACUCUAUGCAGAGGAAACUCCUCAGGAUAAAGCUGGUAUUCAUGGAGCAGUUGCAACUGACUACACAAAUUGCUCACAAAUUGGAACCAAAUUAUUAAGGAAGGGUGGCAAUGCAAUGGAUGCUGCUGUAGCAGCUACCAUUUGUAUGACAGUAGUUGCUCCACAUAAGACUGGUCUGGGUGGGGGUGGCUAUAUUAUGAUAUACAAUCACAGAGAGCAAGCAAGUCCAGUUAUUAUUGACUUUGCAAAUAAUACCACUGAAGGUAUUUUUGCGCAAAAUGGAGUGCGUGUACCAGCUGUAUUAAAAGGAUUAGAACAUGCACACGAGUUGAAAGGGAAGUUACCAUGGAGCGAAAUUGUUAAGCCUUCGGUAAUUCUGGCUAAAGAAGGUUUUGUUGUAUCCAAGGAAUUAGCAAGUGAAAUAUCAAAAAAUAUUGGCUAUGAAAUUUUGUAUGGACAUCUUAGUGCUGGAGAUACAUUAAAAUUACAAGAUUUAGCUGAUCUAUUAAUUGCUGCAGCACAACAUGGUUCUAAUGUGCUAUACAAUGGAUCCUUCUCACAGAAGCUUUUACAAGACAAAGAUGAGCCUUCAAAGCUACUUGAACAAUUAUCAAAUUAUAAACCUCAUGUAUAUCUAGCAAAGAAAACCAGUUUCUAUAAACAUGCAGUAUAUUAUGCACCACACAUGACUUUGGUAAAAUCAAUGAUUGCAUCAUUAGAAAAUAUGAAAAUAUCUACUAAAAAUACAUCUACAAUAGAAGCACAAGUUGAAAUAGCUGAAACAUUAAUACAUUCAAUUUUUGUUCCACUACAGUCAGAGCAAAACGCCGAAGAAGAAAAAUACACCGGUGUUAUGGCAAUGGACUGGGAAGACAAUUACGUUUGUAUCAUAACUGGACUUAGUUCACCAUUUAGUCUUGGACAGAUGUCAAAUGCUGGCUUCCUGUUGGAUAAAACUGAUACCAAUAAUAGUCUGUCUAUGCUUUCUCCAAUAAUUUUUCAUAAUGAAAAAGUAUUAUGUGGAUUGAGAGGAGUUUUUGGAACAGAUGAUGCAUUAAUUAUAGGACAAUUAUUAUACAGUAUUAUCGUGCGUGAAUUAAACAUUUCUGAAGCUAUAGAAUAUCCAAGAUAUUAUUUCUCAUCUGAUGGACUUGCUGUGGAAAGUGAUCAGAAACAUUCUGUAAAUAUUCUGCUACAAAAUCAAUUAAACGCGAUGGUACCGGCGCUACACACGGUUACAGAUUUGCCGUUAAAGAGUGUGAAUGCAAUCAUAAAAAGAAAAGACUUAAUGUCCAGUCAUUCAGACAGUCGGGGAGGUGGUCUUGCAUCAAGAUUUUAAGAAUGUUUUUAUUUUUUCUAACACUUUACUUUAUAAAAGUAGUCUAACAUUAAUUCGAGACUU